This is a messenger RNA of Periophthalmus magnuspinnatus, 1803 nucleotides long. RefSeq names its product fuzzy planar cell polarity protein (gene fuz). Bases 308 to 1591 code for a protein of 427 amino acids. The record is from RefSeq and is a predicted model, not a curated record. Gene Ontology annotation, biological process: vesicle-mediated transport; non-motile cilium assembly. The transcript has a single exon. Lineage: Eukaryota; Metazoa; Chordata; Actinopteri; Gobiiformes; Gobiidae.
GCGCUAAUCUGAACCGAAAUUGAGUUUAAACACGGAAAUGAGGGACUUGUCUUCGGUAUUGGAGGGAUGAAUGUCCUAAUUAUGUUAGCUUCUUCACUUUGGAGACAAAGCUGAGCUAGCCCAGCUACAUGUAUGGACUAUUGCAUCAGCAACAUGGUGCUGACGUUAAGCGGCUCAUAGCACUAAGCUAUUUUGGGUGCUGUUACAAUACUACUUUAUCCAACCCCAAAUACCUAACCGGCCUUUGUAGGAACAGUAUUGUUGUGCACUGGUUUAUUCUAGACCAGACCGGUUGUACAGAGGCGGGAUGAUGCUCCAGGAUGGGCCAGUGCAGCUCCUGUGCCUCACUGCUAACAGUGGGGUGCCCCUGUUCACCCGGGGUAGCUCUAAACCGCUGCCUUUCUCGGUCAUUGGGUCACUGAAUGGAGUGCACAUGUUUGGAGGGGGUCAGGGGGUGUCUCUGCUCAGCUGUGGCACUGGAGGAGGGGGAAAGGUGGUGUGGAGAGUGUUUAAGGACAGUGUGAUGCUCAUUGCUGUGAGUGGAGGUCAGAGGAGUGAGAGCAGCCUCACAGAGGAGGAGCUGUACCUGCAGCGGCUGCUGGACAAUGUGUGGGGCUGUAUGGUACUGGUGCUGGGACAGGACGAGAUAGUGACUCUGAGGAACGUGGAGCGUCUCAAGAGGGACCUGCGAGCCUGCUUCAGCCUCAUAGACCUGCUGCUGGAGGAGAGACAGCAGAGCAUCAUGGGAAACCUGACGCACUGUGCCGACUCACUGCUGCCCCCUAACCCUGCUCUGCUCCAGGAGGCUAUGGCUGGCUUUGCUCAGGCCGCUGACAGUGAGUGUGGCUGCCUUGUCAUUCAUGGACGAAUAGCUGCAGCAACUGAAAAGUGGUGUCAUCUAAUGCCUCAAGAGGUGGUGCUGCUCUUAGCCUUAAUUAAGACACUGUCCAAGUCUGGAUCCUCUUCUUGUGACUACCCAGUGUUCCUGCCUCAGACCAGCCCCACUGUAGCGCUUCGCCUCCUGCGCUUCCAGCUAUUGCCCGGGGCGGAUGUGUGUGUGCUCUGUGGCCCUACGCCAUCUCUGCACAGGGCAGAGAGCCAACUGCUGUGCCAGUUCUGGUCUCCUCUGGUGGACUCUCUCAGAGACUGUUUGGCUAUUGGAGAACGCUGCUUACCUCCAUCUGUCACUCAGAGGCAGGAUGUGCUGUCUUUGAUGCUGAUAAACAGAGAGACACACCGCUCUUUCUCCUGUGUCAGAGCCCCGUCACACCAGCCUGACCCUGUGCUGCCCUCUAGAGCCCGUUGCUGGGAACUUUUGAAGCUCUUUUACAUCUUCAGCGUCACUAGGUACUUCCACCAGGAGGACAGUCCGUUUGAAGAGCAGACUCGGAGCAGCUCAGACGACUUUCUUCAGGGAUUCUCCCAUCAGCCACAGCAGUGCUACCUGGUGACAGAGGAGUGCAAGUGUUAUGGACUACAGACCAGUCAGCACCAGCUCUUCCUGCUGCUGCCUCUCUCAGUGCCUACAUUUGCACUGCGCUCUGUGGCCAACCAGACACUUUCACAGAUAGUCACAUCCACUGGGUUUUGAUCUACUGGUUCUUUACAUUACUUGUUCACUGUCUGAUUUCUAUAAUGUUAAAGGUUGUAUUUGAACAUUAAAGCACUGGCAUACACUGACACGCCUCAGGCAACAUUUGAAUUAACAAAUUUAUGGAAAUGAUUACUACCUUUCAAGCACAACUGCUAUUUAUUUUAUUUUUAUUAUAUUAAAUAAAGUUAUACUUUCUUUUGAUUUUGUUG